Molecule: messenger RNA, 528 nt
Organism: Cooperia oncophora
Lineage: Eukaryota; Metazoa; Nematoda; Chromadorea; Rhabditida; Trichostrongylidae
Source: the annotation of a GenBank genome assembly
UUGCCGAAACCUCAACGCAAGCUCAGUUCUUCAACAAGAUUCUCAGAUGAACUCCCUUCCGCAAUCAACUAUUUGGCAAAACAAGGAACUCUCCACAGCGUCGACAAAAGAGUUUACUCGCCCACUUUCAAAGACCGUUCGAAAACAAACAAGGAUGUGAAACGCGUACUAAAGGUUUCACUGUCUUCAAUAUUUGCUGAUUACAUUCAAGACGCAGUUCAUAUAGCACUGGAAAGUCUGCAUCUAAAAUAUUUCUCAGAACUCAUAAUCUCAUUCCCUAUCACUGAAACAAUGGUACAAAUUCCUUUCCAUAACCUUGUGACCCUUGUUGAACGAUGUGCUAACGAUAGUUGUUCAGGUGUCUCUGACCUCGAAUUCCAUCGCUUCCAGAUGCUCUAUGAAGGUGCAAAGCGACACAAACCAACAAUAUACCACUAUAGUUUUGACGGCAUGAUCAAUUGUGAGGUGAACCGUUUUUCCCUUACAGCUGAAAAUUACCUGCUCACACAGCGGAUGCCUGAGAGAUGA